Messenger RNA from Sphenostylis stenocarpa, 1251 nucleotides. The record is from the annotation of a GenBank genome assembly. NCBI's taxonomy places the organism in Eukaryota, Viridiplantae, Streptophyta, Magnoliopsida, Fabales, Fabaceae.
AUGAGUUUUGGAUGGGUUGGUGGGUCGUGGUGUCAUGCAACGGAAGAGGAGCAACAACGGGGUUGCUUCCAAGCGCAGCAGCGGAAACGGGCUUUGGUGGGUUCGGUGGAGCAUGCAGGAACGACGUCGUGGAGGCAGGGGAUGGUGAGAGGAGGAGGAGGGGGAGGGGGAGGAGGGGAGAUAGUGGAAGUUGAAGGGGGACACAUUGUGCGGUCCACCGGGCGGAAGGACCGUCACAGCAAAGUGUGCACCGCCAAAGGACCGCGUGACCGACGGGUCAGGCUAUCGGCCCAUACCGCCAUUCAAUUCUACGACGUGCAGGACAGGUUGGGCUACGACAGGCCCAGUAAGGCCGUGGACUGGCUCAUUAACAAGGCCAAGUCCGCCAUCGACGAACUCGCGCAUCUACCUCCCUGGAAACCCACCCUCCCAACAACAAACCACCAAAACGAUGACGAAUCAGACAAACAAAACCCUAAUAACCCAAACUCAACCACAAACACCAACGCAGACACAAACCCUGAUGAUGAAAUUCUGAACCAGUUCAACGAGAAUCUUGAGAACGAUGGUGGGGGAGGAGGAGGAAGUUCGAGUUAUCUUCCGUUGGAUAACGACGCGAUAAGGUCGUUCUUCCCGACAACGACGUCGUCGCUGAUUCAGUUUCAGAGCUACCCGCCGGAUUUGCUUUCGAGGACGAGCAGCCAGGAUUUGCGUCUCUCGCUUCAGUCCUUGCAGGACCCGAUUUUGCUCCACCAUAACCAAAAUGAGCACGUGCUUUUCGCCGGAGCCGGGUUUGAUAACAUGGUAGCGUGGAACAACAUUAGUAAUGCUACUAAUGAUACUGGUACUGGUGCUGGUGGAGGUGGAGGAGGGUUUGUGCUUAACACUCCUUCGCCUUUGUCGGGGCCGGCGACGGUGGCGUCGCCGGCAGUUGUUUUUGGCUAUGGUAAUGGUAAUGGUCAAGGCCAGUAUCUUUCUCAGAGGGGACCCCUUCAGUCCAGUAACACCCAGUCCGUUCGUGCGUGGAUUGACGCGCCGUCGUUCGUUGCCGCCGCCGAUCAUUAUCAUCGGCAUCACUAUUUGUCACCGGUAUCGGCCGCGGCGGCUUUGGUGUAUCAGUCAUCUCCUUCUUCGGCAUUUGCGCCCGGGGGCUUCUCGGGAUUCCGCGUGCCGGCACGAAUUCAGGGUGAGGAGGAGCACGACGGCGUGUCCGAUAAGCCGUCCUCUGCUUCCUCCGAUUCUCGCCGUUGA